CCAGCGUUGCGUUUCCUUCAUUUCUCUCAAGCUAGCGGCAGCCAUGAGCAUGCUCAGGCUGCAGAAGCGCUUGGCGUCCAGCGUCUUGCGCUGCGGUAAGAAGAAAGUGUGGCUUGACCCCAACGAGACCAAUGAGAUUGCCAAUGCAAACUCCCGCCAACAGAUCCGUAAGUUGGUGAAGGAUGGUUUGAUCAUCAAGAAACCUGUGACCGUUCAUUCCCGUGCACGGUGCCGCAAGAACACACUGGCUCGACGCAAGGGACGUCACAUGGGUUAUGGUAAAAGAAAAGGCACAGCUAAUGCUCGUAUGCCAGAGAAGUUGUUGUGGAUGCGGCGCAUGCGAAUCUUGCGGCGUCUGCUUCGUCGUUACAGGGAGUCCAAGAAAAUUGACAAGCACAUGUACCACAGUCUCUACUUGAAGGCCAAGGGUAAUGUCUUUAAAAACAAACGCAUCCUGAUGGAGCACAUCCACAAACUGAAGGCAGAAAAGGCUCGCAAGAAACUUUUGGCUGACCAGGCUGAAGCUCGCCGCACAAAGACAAAGGAGGCCCGCAAACGCAGAGAAGAGCGUCUCCUGGCUAAGAAAGAGGAAAUCAUGAAGAACUUGUCAAAGGAGGAGGAAACUUCAAAGAAAUGAAUCUGAAUGGGAUUUUGUUAAUAAUAAAUUGAUGUAAAGGAGA
Molecule: messenger RNA, 680 nt
Organism: Betta splendens (Siamese fighting fish)
Lineage: Eukaryota; Metazoa; Chordata; Actinopteri; Anabantiformes; Osphronemidae
Product: 60S ribosomal protein L19-like
Exons: 6
Coding region: 44-637 (197 amino acids)
Biological process (GO): translation
Cellular component (GO): ribosome; cytosolic large ribosomal subunit
Molecular function (GO): RNA binding; structural constituent of ribosome
Source: RefSeq, a predicted model, not a curated record